This is a messenger RNA of Trichogramma pretiosum, 2746 nucleotides long. RefSeq names its product vacuolar protein sorting-associated protein 53 homolog (gene Vps53). The record is from RefSeq and is a predicted model, not a curated record. Bases 160 to 2709 code for a protein of 849 amino acids. Gene Ontology annotation, cellular component: GARP complex. Lineage: Eukaryota; Metazoa; Arthropoda; Insecta; Hymenoptera; Trichogrammatidae. Gene Ontology annotation, biological process: retrograde transport, endosome to Golgi. The transcript has 14 exons.
GCAUUGUUGGCACCUGUUAUUGGCCAUAUGAUUACGCAUAUGAAUACCGGAAUAAGUUAUCACAACACAACAAACAUUUUGGUUUAAAGCUGUUGGCAAUUGAGAUCGUUUAUCACAAAGAAAGGAUCGGAUAAAUUCAUUAAUUUAUAUGAGGUAAAAAUGGCUGAUGAAGAAAAAGAACAAACUUUAGAAGAACAUUUAGCAGAGUGGCGAGCUUCCAUAGUGACUUAUCCUCCUCAUGUUCAAGCUGUCAUUGACAAAGUUAUUCCUAGUAGCGAUCCUUUGGAUCAACCAGAUUUUAAUCCAGUUGACUACAUAAAUACUCUUUUUCCAACCGAGCAGUCUCUAGUUAAUAUUGAUGAAGUUAUUAAUAAACUGGAAAAUGAAAGUAAACAAAUUAAUAAAGAAAUGCGCCAACUGAUUGGAGGACAAACUGGUAACACCCAAGAUGGAAAAAUAGCUCUAGAUAACACUCAAAAAGUUAUCAAACAAUUAUUUGGACAAAUUAAAGAUAUUAAACGAAUGGCUGAAGAAUCAGAAGAAACAGUAAAAGAAAUUACAAGAGAUAUUAAGCAAUUGGAUUUUGCAAAAAAAAAUUUGACUGUUUCUAUCACAACUUUAAAUCAUCUGCAUAUGCUUGUAGAAGGAGUAGAAACUUUAAAAGACUUAACAAAAAGAAAACAAUACAAAGAAAUAGUUCUACCACUUCAAGCUGUAAUGGAAGUGAUGAAAUAUUUUCAUAAUCAUAUGGAUACACCUCAAAUAAAAAAUGUUUAUGAUGAAAUAAAAAAAAUUCAUGUUGAAUUAGCUCAACAGAUAACAACAGAUUUCAAGGAAACAUUUACUGGACAGAAUGCUAAGAAUUUUGCUCAUCUAACUGAUGCAUGUCUUGUGUUAUCUGUUCUUGAUCCUAAAGUCAAGAAAGAGCUUUUACAAUGGUUUGUAACUAUGCAACUACAAGAAUACACACAUUUAUUUGAUGAGAACCAAGAAUUUGCUUGGUUAGACAAAAUUGAUCGCCGCUAUGCUUGGAUUAAAAAACAUUUAAUUGAUUUUGAAGCAAAAUUUGGCAAUAUAUUUCCACAGGAUUGGGAAGUAUCUGAACGCAUAGCUGUACAAUUUUGUUUUGUAACAAGAGAAGAUUUAUCAAAGUUAAUGCAUAAACGUACUGCUGAAAUAGAUGUUAAAUUACUAUUGUAUGCCAUACAGCGAACAACUAAUUUUGAAACAUUAUUAGCUAAAAGAUUUACUGGCAUUACUUUAGAAGAAAUUAAUAAAAAAGAAGGUAAAGCAGAUGAAAAAGAAUCACAAUCUGCAAAAACUGCUGCUGGCAAUCCUUUUGAAGAGACCACUGCGAAAAACCAGUCAACAGAAUCAGAUAUGAAGCAACUUGCCUCACCUUUCACAAAUUUAAUUGGACGUUGUUUUGAAUCAUAUUUAUAUAUUUACAUUGAAAGUCUUGACCGCAAUUUAGCCGAACUUUUAGACAAGUUUAUUGCUGAUUGUAAAACUCGGCCUCCCGGUGCAGGUGGAAUACACGAAACUGGUCAACAAGAAGGUCCAAGCAGUGUACUUUCUUCUUGUGCCGAUUUAUUUGUAUUUUAUAAAAAAUGCAUGUUGCAAUGUACCCAAUUAAGUUCUGGUGCUAUAAUGUUGAAUUUGGCAGAAGUUUUCCAAAAAUACCUUAGAGAGUAUGCUGUUAAAAUUCUCCAAAAUAAUUUACCAAAAAUCGGAGGUGGUAGUAUCGGUACAAGCGUCAGCAAUAUUACUCGCGAUUUUCGAGAUUUGUCAACAUCUGGGUUCAUUCAAAAUUUCCAAAGUUUUUUAAAAGAAGGUGAGAGCAGCAAAUUUAACAAAGAAGAACAGGCACGCAUUUGCUGCAUUUUGACGACAGCCGAGUAUUGUCUCGAAACUACACAACAGUUAGAAGAAAAACUUCGAUUAAAAACAGAUAAAAUGUAUGCAGAUAGGAUUAAUUUAUCUCAAGAACAAGACAUAUUCCAUGGUGUAAUAUCCAACUGUAUACAACUGCUUGUUCAAGAUUUAGAAUUAGCAUGUGAACCAGCAAUGAACGCAAUGAUAAAAAUGCAAUGGAGCUCGAUUGAAACUGUUGGUGAUCAAAGCGGCUAUGUCAGUACAAUAUUGUCUCAUCUUCGCCAAACCAUCCCCGUUAUACGAGAUCAAUUAUCAUCAUGCAGAAAAUACUUCACACAAUUAUGUGUUAAAUUUGUUUCAUCAUUUAUUCCAAAGCUAACACAGCAGAUAUUCAAGUGUAAACCCUUGAGCACCGUCGGAACUGAACAGUUGCUUUUAGAUGUUCAUAUGUUAAAAACAGCUCUUUUGGAUCUUCCAUCAGCAGGAUCUUCUGUUCAACGUAAGGCCCCAGCUAUGUACACAAAGGUUGUAAUAAAGGGUAUGAGCAAUGCUGAAAUGUUGCUAAAAGUUGUAAUGGCUCCGACAGAUUCUCCAAGUUGUUUUGCUGAUCAGUGUAAAAAGUUGUUACCUGAUCUCAAAAUUCCAGAAUUCCAAAAAAUCUUGGAUAUGAAGGGACUAAGAAAAACUGAGCAAACUCAAUUAAUUGAAGAAUUUAAACAUCGUAUUGCAAGUGAAGCAACAAACGAGACAAACAGUCAUCUCCCCCCAGAGAGCCCUGAACAUGAAGCUGGACGAAUUCAAAAAUUAGAAAAACUGAUAAAGAAAAGGAUGUGAAGUCCUUUUCUAUGCUUAUUUUUAGUAUUUUUGUAAA